AUGGCUGAACAGAAACUUCACUUCGUGCUGGUUCCGUUUGUGGCACAGGGUCACAUUAUUCCCACGCUGGACCUCGCCCGGCUUCUGGCCGAUCGCGGCGUACUGGUCACCCUCGCCACCACGCCCGUCAACCUCUCGCGGAACCAGGCCUUUGUCAGUCGGGUGAAGAAAUCCGGCCUACCAUCCGUUUCCUUACUUUACCGUUCCCGUGCGAAGAGGUCGGCCUGCCUGCGGGGUGCGAAAACAUGGACCUACUUCCACAAGGCGAGGAGGAAUUGGCGAAACUCUUUACCGCGAUGGGGCUGAUGCGGAAGCCCUGCUGCUUCACCUCCGGCGGACCUCGCCCCCGCCCUGCUGCAUCAUCGCGGACUUUUGCAACCCCUGGUUGCGCCACGUGGCUCGCGAGCUCGGGGUUCCCCGGUUCGACUUCUACAGCAUUCCCUGCUUCUACCUGCUUUGCGAGCACAACCUGAUGCAUCACAAGGUGUACGAAGGCGUGGGUGGCGACGAUGUGCCCGUCGUCGUGCCGGACUUACCCGUCCGAAUCGAGGUCACCAUGGCCCAGGCGCCAGGGAUCUUUCCUCCGCCGGGUUGGAAAUGGAUGAGAGACGAGGUAAGUGAGGCCGGGUCGUCGUCCCACGGCACACUGGUCAACACCUUCGCAUCUCUUGAACCCGGUUACAUAAGUUUCUACGAGAAGGUUAAAGGGAAGAAAGUGUGGGCCGUGGGACCCGCGUCUCUGUGCAACAAGCUCGCUACUGAUGCGGCAAACAGGGGCGAUAAGCCCGUCAUUAACGAGGAGAAGUGCCUCACUUGGCUCGACUCCAUGGAGCUGGGAUCUGUGCUCUACAUUAGUUUUGGAACCCUCGUCAGAUAUCCUUUGGCUCAGCUGGUGGAGCUCGGGCUGGGACUGGAGGCCUCGGGGCGCCCGAUUAUAUGGGUGAUCAAAGCCCGGGAGCUGCAGUCGGCCGUGGAAGAGUGGCUCGCCGAAGGGUUCGAGGAGAGGACGAGGGAUCGGAUUCUCAUCAUCAGGGGUUGGGCACCUCAGGUGACGAUUCUGUCUCAUCCCUCCAUCGGGGGAUUCCUGACGCACUGCGGGUGGAACUCCUCCUUGGAGGGAAUCACGGCCGGAGUCCCCAUGCUUACAUGGCCCGGGUUUGCAGACCAGUUUCUCAACGAACGCUUCUUGGUGGAUGUAUUGAGGGUGGGAGUCCCGUGCGGAAUGAAGAGGCCUUUCUGGGACGAAACGGUAAUCAGGGGGGACGUGAAAGUCAAGAGAGAGGAUAUCAAGAAAGUAGUGGAGAGGUUAAUGGACGACGGCAUCGAAGCACACGAGUUGAGGAACAGAGCAACAGAGCUGAAGAAGAUGGCGAGGAGUGCAAUAGAUGUUGGGGGAUCUUCCGAAGAAAGCCUGACGCAAUUGAUUAACGAAGUGAGCCUUCUCGCAAAGAAGCAGACGAUCUCUGCUACGGAAAUUCAACAAGAGAAGGAUUAG
This is a messenger RNA of Spirodela intermedia, 1495 nucleotides long. The record is from the annotation of a GenBank genome assembly. NCBI's taxonomy places the organism in Eukaryota, Viridiplantae, Streptophyta, Magnoliopsida, Alismatales, Araceae.